CUGAGCAUUGAUGCAUUGAUUGAUGUCUCCCAGUCUUCCAGUCUCCUCCACAAUCUCUCUCUCUGUCGCUCUAGCUCUCGCAGCCAUCAACUUUGACGGUGCUUCCCUCUCCUCUACUCUCCCUUCCAUGUCAAGGUACGCAAGAACGUUAGCGGGCCGACGCUGAUUCGAUCCCCCUCCGCCGCCGCCGCCGCGGCAAGAAAAGCCCCGUGUCGACCCGGGUGAUGGGCCUUCGCUCCUCCCUCCUCCAAUGGCCAAACCGUGUCUCCUCCUCCUGAUCGAUCCCAUCCUGCCCAUCACCGGCAUUAAUCUCCUCCUCAUCCUCCUCCACUCCCUUUUAUAACUCGCGCUGUCUCGCCGGUUCUCCCGGUACCAGCUGGCCAUUCCCUCGAGUGGGUUGUUCUUGAUUCGAUCCCAUUCCUCCGGGGGUGUCGGGGGGCCCCGCUUUGGGGAAAAGCGCUCGUUUCCCCCGAUUUCUUGGGCGACCCAGAAAACGCGGGAAGCUUUGAUCCGGUAAAGUUCGAAUCUUUCGGCUCCGCGGUCCGUACGUCUCGCCGAUCCGUUAACUCCCCGCUGGUUUGAUUCCGCUGAGAUUGAUCGAUAGGGAUGGCCUCGGUGUUUAUAUACCAUGUGGUUGGUGAUUUGACCGUGGGGAAGCCUGAGCUGGUGGAGUUCGUCGAGACGGACACGGUCGAGUCGGCGAUAGCAGCAAUUGGAGAGUCGACAGAAGGAGGGAUACCAGUGUGGAAGAGGAGAUUGUUGCCCGGAAGUGUGGUUGAGAGCGCCGAGAUGAGGCAGCAGAGGUUUGUGGGUAUCUUGGAUUCUCUUGAUAUCGUCACUUUUUUGGCGAGGAAUGAGUGUUUGCAAGAUCAGGAGAGAGCCAUGAAGACCCCUGUGUCGGAGGUUGUUGUUGCCAAUAGUUCUUUGCUGAGAUUGGUUGAUCCUGGAACAAGACUGAUAGACGCACUGGAGAUGAUGAAGCAGGGAGUGAAGCGUCUUCUUGUCCCGAAGAGCACUGUGUGGAGAGGCAUGAGCAAAAGAUUCUCAAUUUUGUACAACGGCAAGUGGCUUAAGAACAACAGCAGCAACAAUCUUGCUGUCAAUACCAACCGCCCUUCCUCGUCUUCCACCACCUUUGUCCGUGACAAGUUUUGUUGCCUUUCCAGAGAAGACAUCCUCAGAUUCCUCAUUGGUUGCCUAGGUGCACUUGCGCCAUUGCCUCUUUCCUCCAUCUCAUCCCUUGGAGCUGUCAAUCCUAACUACAGUUCUGUGGAUGCCUCUUCACCUGCCAUCGAAGUGACAGGGAAGCGACCUCAAGACCCCAGAGCGCUUGCUGUCGUGGAGAAUUCACCAGAUGGUGAACACAAGAUAAUUGGUGAGAUUUCAGCCUCCAGACUGUGGAAAUGUGACUAUGUUGCUGCAGCCUGGGCUUUAGCCAAUCUCUCUGCUGGUCAGUUUGUGAUGGGGGUCGAAGAUAACAUGACUCCGAGGUCACUGCCUGAAAUUCAAGCCAACAACUCAAAAGUUGGACCCAGUAACGGUAUGGCCAAUGGAGUUGGGUCAAACCGGCUGAGGAAGUUCAGCAGUAGGAGCAUCGGGUUCUUCAGCAACCCAACAAGCCCGAGUUUUGGCGCUAGUAGGAGCAUGUACAGGGGAAGAAGUGCGCCCUUGACAUGUAAGGUCACAAGUUCAUUAGCUGCAGUAAUGGCUCAGAUGUUGUCUCACAGGGCCACUCAUGUAUGGGUGACUGAGUCUGAGAGCGAAGACAUACUAGUCGGGGUGGUGGGUUGCGCAGACAUUCUGGUCGCCGUGACAAAGCAACCACCGCCUAGUAUUCCAUCGAAUCGAUCCAUUGAAGGACUUGCAACAGCAUCAGAGAUUCAGAGCUGAUGACAUCUUUUUGCUGUACCUUUUUUCAUGGAUAUAGACUGUAUGUAACAGUAUAUUUGUUAGUGUGAUUCUUCUUUAUGAACUCUUCUUUUCAGUGUUGUUAAUAGACGGGAGACAAAGGACCUCUGGGGCUUUGGGAUUCAUAAAGUUAUGCCUGAAAUAGCAGCUGUUAAGAACUUAAAGAUUGGCUGGUUUGUCACCUAAGUGAUUAAGAAUGUCAUUGCAAAGGACUGUUUUUAUCUUAUUGAGAAAUUUGUUUCAUUA
Molecule: messenger RNA, 2154 nt
Organism: Syzygium oleosum
Lineage: Eukaryota; Viridiplantae; Streptophyta; Magnoliopsida; Myrtales; Myrtaceae
Product: CBS domain-containing protein CBSX6
Exons: 3
Coding region: 607-1890 (427 amino acids)
Source: RefSeq, a predicted model, not a curated record